Exophiala aquamarina CBS 119918 is the source of this 1314-nucleotide messenger RNA. RefSeq lists its product as uncharacterized. The record is from RefSeq and is a predicted model, not a curated record. Lineage: Eukaryota; Fungi; Ascomycota; Eurotiomycetes; Chaetothyriales; Herpotrichiellaceae. The transcript is spliced from 5 exons. The coding region runs from base 1 to 1314 and encodes 437 amino acids. Gene Ontology annotation, molecular function: ATP binding; ATP hydrolysis activity.
AUGAAAUGCCGGGGCCAAAAAUAUCUCCAACUUGUAAAAGCGAGGACAGCAUAUCGUCAGUAUGAAGACAGUGGCCUGGGUAAUCACGGCUAUGUCAUCGUGGAUGCAGCAUCGUAUGAGCAAUACCACAUUGAUGCGCAGCGGGAGAAAUUAGAGACCAUGCUACAAUGGGUCAAUACGUCAUCACUCGCAUCACAUAUUGCCGAUGAGGUGCGAGAGAAUAUUGCGCAUGAGUCACGGAGUCAACUCGCAGGAUCCAGCUCUUUGAUCCCCGAUGGAGGAGGGGGUGCGAGAUUCCAUGAUAUCACCAAAAUUGACCCCGAAAACUGUGAGUCCCACAGACUCGUUGAAGAUAUUUAUCUUCUUUUUCCACCUACAAUCGGAGGUUUCCUGCUAAAGACCAAAAGCUGGGUGAACUUUUGUGUGGAUCAUAUCUCCGACCACCCGCCGAUACGAAAGCCCAAUAAAUUAGAUAAUGAGCUGGUCUUACUCAACGAUGAAGAUAAAGAAAGUCUGCGGACUGUACUGCCAAAAGGAGAGAAGCCUAUCGGUGUCCUGUCGGACCUCAUCCAAGACAAGGGUGAAGGGAAGGUAUUCCUUCUCCACGGACCACCAGGUCCUGGCAAGACUAUGACGGUGGAAUGCGUUGCAAAUGACACUCGGCGUCCACUGCUAGCCCUUACUGCAGCAGAUAUUGGAUUGAGAGAGGAUAGCGAGGCCAAACUACGAACAUGGUUCACUCUCGCCGCGAAAUGGGAUGCAAUCCUCCUCAUUGACGAAGCUGAUCUGUUCCUUGAACGGAGGCGGGAAGGAGAUAUUGAUCGAAACAGUCUUGUGACUGUCUUUCUACGAACGAUGGAGUACUACCAAGGAGCUCUCUUCCUGACCACGAACCGUGCUGGGCAUAUUGAUGAUUCUUUCAUCUCACGGAUAACCGUCCCGAUUCAGUAUCCCAGCCUACAACCGGAAACUAAGAAGCCCAUCAUUGAGAAGCUCAUCCGAAAACUCCAAGAGACCGGUACGAUCCUGGUAGAUUCCAAAGCGAAGCAGUAUUUGAUAGACAACUGCGGGAAUCUCAAUGGACGACAGUUACGAAACACUUUGCACAACGCUGUCUCAAUCGCCGAGGUUCAAGAACGACGAUUACAACCGCAAAACAUCCGUGACUUUAUCAAAGUGGAGCGUCAUCAUGUUGCUAGUGCAAUCGGGCGGUCCAUUAGAUUCGUUACCUACGUGGAUAGCAUGGGUGGAAGAGAUGAGUUCGCUAGAGCGAGGAAGCGAGGCGGCUACAAUGUUAAAAGCCUCGCCAACUGA